AUGGCCGAUGCCGAUGCCUGCCAAUACGGAGUAACUUGUCCAGUGGAAGAAGGCAAGGAGUAUCUCUACGAGAAGGGUAUUGAAAUCAUUCACAAUUAUCCCAAGGUCCAAAGACUGGUUGGACUUGGUUCAGCUGAUGAACAAGAGACCGAUUUAAUGAUUGGUGUUCAGUGA
Ostertagia ostertagi is the source of this 174-nucleotide messenger RNA. The record is from the annotation of a GenBank genome assembly. Lineage: Eukaryota; Metazoa; Nematoda; Chromadorea; Rhabditida; Trichostrongylidae.